ACCUUUGCGUGUCAAACCAUUUUUAUAUGAAGAGACAUAGGCAGUGUUCCCUCCGUGUGCAAUGCAAAGCCUUUUCGACGCUUGAACCCCUGUCGAUUUCUUCGCGAUGGUUGCAAAAAAGUCGCAAUCUAGUAACUUUGCUUCUCAUCGGUAGCUUCUUUCCAAGUCCGUUAGUUAACGUUGGUAGUGCAACAACACUUUCUUCUGCCAAUUUUUCCAACGUGGAUCCAUAUGGAAACCAUCUUUCUUUUCUGGAAACUGCACAGUGGUUUCAGUCUGUGGCCCAAGUUGAACCAGCUUUGCUAAACUUUGACGAAACACUUGCCUUGUCAACAGAUUCGGAAACGUUCUCUUUGUAUCCUUGUUUGAAUUUAGGUCGUUCGACUUGUAACGAUUCCCUUAUUUCUAAUAGCAAUUAUUCAAGUAAAUAUGCAAAUACAAAAGAAAUUAUAGUAGGCGACAAGUCUAAAGGAAAGUUUCCCUGGAGUGCUUGGUUCAAAGUGGAGGACACUACGGCAGUCAAUAAGGAAGAAACAAAAGUUGAGAAAAAGGGUCGCUAUGUCUUUGUCAUUGUGACUUUGCUUGUUAUUGCUUGUGUAGUCCCUAUGAUUCAAUAUUUUUCUUACACUCGGGAUAAAUAAGGAGACGGUUUUGUUUUAUGCAAAGGGUCAUUAUGAAUCCAACAGCCUUGAAACAACAUGGAAUGUCCUUUGAAGGGUCCUGAGGGUUGCAUUGGAAAUAAAAUUUCCCUUCGAAUCUUUGUCAAAAA
This is a messenger RNA of Galdieria sulphuraria, 769 nucleotides long. RefSeq lists its product as uncharacterized. The transcript has 6 exons. Lineage: Eukaryota; Rhodophyta; Bangiophyceae; Galdieriales; Galdieriaceae. Bases 27 to 641 code for a protein of 204 amino acids. The record is from RefSeq and is a predicted model, not a curated record.